Perkinsus marinus ATCC 50983 is the source of this 2193-nucleotide messenger RNA. RefSeq lists its product as hypothetical. The transcript has a single exon. The record is from RefSeq and is a predicted model, not a curated record. The coding region runs from base 1 to 2193 and encodes 730 amino acids. NCBI's taxonomy places the organism in Eukaryota, Perkinsozoa, Perkinsida, Perkinsidae.
AUGAUAUCGACAAUCCUCGCGAGUCUGCUGUGCUAUGUUGCGGCCCUCACCCCAGUAGAUCCGAACUACGCCUGCACUCUUGCAUGCGAGUCUACGCCAAGUUGUGCCGAAGAUCCACAGGCUCAUGGUUCCUUCUGCAAGUACUGGCUGAGCCCGUCCACUUGCUUUGGCUUCUAUGUUCGGGAUAAUGGUUCACCAUGCUACCAGCCCAAUGAUCCUACUUGUGACGAUGGUGUUCUACAGCCACUGCCUUGUAUCGAGUCUCCUAAGGCGACCACGGAAUCGUCGUUUGCGGAGGGUGACAGUCUGCCUGAUGACGAUUAUGAUGACACCUCAGAGCCUACAAUCAACAACACUGCGUUUUCUCAGACUUCGACUACCGAUUCUUCAACUGCAACAACUACUGAGGUUCUGGUAGUGACAACUGGACCUGGAGAGGAGACUUCCGCUAAGCCUCUGCUUGAGACUAGUGCACCAUCAGCUGGAACUUUCGCUGAACCUCCGGUCGAGACCACUGUUGAACCUCCAGUCGACACCACUGCCGAACCUCCGGUCGAGACCAGUGUUGAGCCUCCGGUCGAGACCACUGUUGAGCCUCCGGUCGAGACCACUGUUGAGCCUCCGGUCGAGACCACUGCUGAGCCUCCGGUCGAGACCACUGUUGAAUCUCCGGUAGAGACGACUGGUGAAUCUCCAGUCGAGACCACUCCUGAGCCUCCGGUCGAGACCACCGCUGAGCCUGCGGUUGAGACCACUGUUGAGCCUCCGAUCGAGACCACUGCCGAACCCUCGUUCGAGACCACUGUCGAACCCUUGGUCGACACCGCUGCUGAACCUCCAGUGGAGACAACUGCUGAACCUCCGGUGGAGACAACUGCUGAACCUUCAGUCGAGACCACUGCUGAACCUCCGGUCGAGACCACUGCUGAACCUCCGGUCGAGACCACUGCCGAACCCUCGGUCGAGACCACUGUCGAACCCUCGGUCGACACCGCUGCUGAACCUCCAGUGGAGACAACUGCUGAACCUCCAGUGGAGACAACUGCUGAACCUCCAGUGGAGACAACUGCUGAACCUUCAGUGGAGACAACUGCUGAACCUCCAGUGGAGACAACUGCUGAACUUCCAGUCGGGACCACUGUCGAACUUCCAGUCGGGACCACUGUCGAAACUCCGGUCGAGACCACUGUCGAACCCUCGGUCGAGACCACUGUCGAACCUUCGAUCGAGACCACUGCUGAACCUCCGGUCGAGACCAAUGUUGAACCUCCGGUCGAGACCACUGCUGAUCCUCCGGUCGAGACCACUGCUGAAUCUCCGGUCGAGACCACUGCUGAAUCUCCGGUCGAGACCACUGUUGAGCCUCCGGUCGAGACCACUGUUGAGCCUCCGGUCGAGGCCACUGUUGAGCCUCCGGUCGAGGCCACUGUCGAAACCUCGGCCGAGACCACUGCUGAACCUCCAGUGGAGACAACUGUCGAGCCUCUGGUCGAGACCACUGCUGAAUCUCCAGUCGAGACCACUGCUGAAUCUCCAGUCGAGACCACUGCUGAAUCUCCGGUCGAGACCACUGCUGAAUCUCCGGUCGAGACCACCGCUGAGCCUCCGGUUGAGACCACUGUUGAACCUCCGAUCGAGACCACUGUCGAGCCCUCGGUCGAGACCACUGUCGAGCCCUCGGUCGAGACAACUGUUGAACCUCCAGUGGAGACAACUGUUGAACCUCCAGUGGAGACAACUGCUGAACCUUCAGUGGAGACAACUGCUGAACCUCCAGUGGAGACCACUGUCGAACUUCCAGUCGGGACCACUGUCGAACUUCCAGUCGGGACCACUGUCGAACUUCCAGUCGGGACCACUGUCGAACCUCCGGUCGAGACCACUGUCGAACCCUCGGUCGAGACCACUGUCGAACCUCCGGUCGAGACCACUGCUGAACCUCCGGUCGAGACCACUGCUGAACCUCCGGUCGAGACCACUGCUGAAGCUCCAGUCGAGACCACUGCUGAACUUCCCGUUGGGACAACUGAUGAACCUUCGGUCGAGACCACUGCUGAAUCUUCGGUCGAGACUAUUAACAUGGUUCCGGUCGAGAGCAAAGCUCCGACGGAACCUGUGGUUGAAACGAAGACUGCUCCUGCUGGAACGAUCAUUCUCCUCCCUGCCACGUCCACAAUACGGAUUCUUUCGUGA